Achroia grisella is the source of this 1007-nucleotide messenger RNA. RefSeq names its product protein FAM151A. The record is from RefSeq and is a predicted model, not a curated record. The transcript has 6 exons. Bases 135 to 1004 code for a protein of 289 amino acids. Lineage: Eukaryota; Metazoa; Arthropoda; Insecta; Lepidoptera; Pyralidae.
ACUGGCAAGUUUAAUGAAGUGACGCACGCGGUGGCGACGGUACGGUCCGGACAAGAAGGGUCGGACAGUCGGGCUGCACCCCGCGGGUAACAUACAUAAGUUUAAAAAAAAGUCAUAAAAAAAAAAAAAGGAAAAUGAUGUUCAGAGUAAUUGUGGUUGCACUUACAGUAUAUUUUGUUGCAGUGGCAACAGUAAGAAGUGAAGAAGAAGCAAUGAAAAAUCUAACCACAGUUAGCUGGGCUCAUGCCGUUAAUAAUAAAACAUAUUUGGAAGCAGCUUUAGCAAGCGAAGUGUCAAUGCUAGAAGCUGAUAUAGUUUUAGGCCACAUCAAUGGUAAAGAUGGACCUCCCAUACCUAUCAUGGCCCAUCCACCAGCCGCGACCUCCGACCUGUCCCUCUCAGAAUUCCUCUCCUCAGUGGCGCAGUACAACAACGUGAACUCCAAACAAAAGGGUGUCAAGCUUGACUUCAAGUCCAUAGAGGCAUUUGAGAAGUCUCAAGAUCUGAUAUUGCCGUACAGUAAACCGGAGAUCCACUUCCCUCUAUGGUUGAACGCUGACAUACUCCCUGGUCCAGUGGACGCUACCACGAAGCCUGUGGAUCCCGCAAAGUUCCUAUCUCUGGGGGCAAAGCACCCUCGCUCGGUGCUUUCUGUCGGCUGGACAACCAACUACGGGGGCAACAUCACCGAGGGUGAAUACAACAGGGACCAAAUCGGGGCCAUGCUGCGGCAGCUCCAUGAAAACCACAUAAAUCAAACUGUAACCUUCCCUGUCCGCGCAGGAUUAGCAUCGAACAGCCAGCCAGUCGUGCUGGACCUUCUCCGUGAGACGGCGUACCUCAACUCCUCAAUAACAGUCUGGUCCAGCGAGGGUGAUGUGGUCGAAGUGGACCGGCUGAAGGCCCUGCUCCUGACUGUUGGCCUUGAAAGAACAUAUCUAGACGUACCACAAGAUCUAGCCUCCAAGCUGCACCUUCCACCAGCUGCUAAUGCCAAAAAUUGAAUA